UCGGGGCGACGUGGCAAUGAGGGUGAUCGCGAAAGUCCACAGGGCGGGGGUCACGCCGGAGGAGAUGGCGGCCGGCUACGACGAGUGGUCCGAGAACUACGAGGAGAUGAUGAUCUGGAAAGGCGGGUACCGUGGCCCCGCCAUCACGCUGGAAGAGGCGCUGCGUUGGGUACCCCCGGAGCGGCGAGCUAAGGCCAGGGUGCUGGACGUGGCCGCUGGGACGGGCUGCGUGGGCCGCGAACUCCACCGGGAAGGCUUCAGGCACAUAGACGCUGUGGACCCGUCGGAGGGCAUGAUGAAGCAGCGGGAGACUGGCAUCUAUACGAACGACUUCCUGGAAGUCAGCGUCGAUGAUAGCACCAACAGCUAG
This is a messenger RNA of Eriocheir sinensis (Chinese mitten crab), 370 nucleotides long. RefSeq lists its product as uncharacterized. The transcript has 4 exons. The coding region runs from base 17 to 370 and encodes 117 amino acids. The record is from RefSeq and is a predicted model, not a curated record. Lineage: Eukaryota; Metazoa; Arthropoda; Malacostraca; Decapoda; Varunidae.